Molecule: messenger RNA, 906 nt
Organism: Ylistrum balloti
Lineage: Eukaryota; Metazoa; Mollusca; Bivalvia; Pectinida; Pectinidae
Product: regucalcin-like
Exons: 5
Coding region: 1-906 (301 amino acids)
Biological process (GO): L-ascorbic acid biosynthetic process
Molecular function (GO): gluconolactonase activity; enzyme regulator activity; calcium ion binding
Source: RefSeq, a predicted model, not a curated record
AUGUCAGUGGAAGUUGUCAUCAAGGACGGCGCCCAGACGACAGGAGAGGGUCCCCACUGGGAAGACAGCACGCGCACCCUCCUCUACGUCGACAUAUUAAAUGGCGGCGUCAUACGCUGGAACGCUGUCACUGGACAAAAGGAGGACAAACAUUUUGAUGAGCCUGUCAGUUUGGUAGUACCGUGCCGAAAGGGUGGUUACAUAAUAGGACUGGGCCGCAAACUGGCCCAUUUUGACUGGGACAGUGGAAAGGUGACCACUUUACACGAGGUGCCGCCGAAGGGCUCAAAUGAUAGGUUCAAUGACGGCAAAUGUGAUCCACGCGGCAGACUCUGGGCAGGAACGAUGGGGCAUGAGACUGUGCCUGCCAAUCCCGAGAGGGAGAAGGGUGUGCUGUUCUGCCUUGGUUUGGAUGGACAACUAGUGAGUUGUGUUGAUAAGAUCGACAUCUCUAACGGUCUGGCGUGGACAGAAGAUAACCGUACCAUGUAUUAUAUUGACUCGCUGCCCAGGAAGGUGUAUGGAUUUGACUAUGAUAUCGAGACGGGCAACAUCAGUAACCAGAGGACCGUAGUGGACUUUGGUGAGGGAACACUGGGCAGACUGGGGUAUCCGGACGGAAUGGCCAUAGACACAGAGGGCAAAAUCUGGGUGGCCUGUUAUAGUGUUGGAAAAGUGGUUCGCUUCGACCCCCAGACUGGGAAAGAAUUAAGAACAAUCGAAUUCCCUGCACUUCGGACAACGUCAUGUUGUUUUGGUGGGAAAAAUCUGGAUGAAUUGUACGUGACAUGUGGACGCGAGGGCGCCUCAGAGGAGGAACUGGAGAAAUACCCUUUGUCUGGUUCAGUUUUCAAGGUCACAGGGUUAGGGGUCAAAGGUUAUCCUGCAACCAUAUACGAAGGUUAA